Molecule: messenger RNA, 3050 nt
Organism: Bombyx mandarina (wild silkworm)
Lineage: Eukaryota; Metazoa; Arthropoda; Insecta; Lepidoptera; Bombycidae
Source: RefSeq, a predicted model, not a curated record
AUGAAAGUCAUUGAUGAGUGCCUCGUCUGUGGCUAUAACAACACUUCUAGAACAAGGUCAGCCACCAUUAACGUGUGCAAGAAGAUUAUUAAUACUUACGGUUCAGGAUGCGCUGAUUUAUUAGGAAAAUUAUUCAUAUGGUCAUAUUUGAGACCCAUGGACUAUGAUUGUAAAGAGGCAGACGGCCAAGCUUAUAGGCUAGACCCUGGUUCGGCACCUAGACAAUGCCCCAAACGAAAACAUACCCCGAACAAAGUCAUGGCCACUGUUUGGUGGUCUAGUGCCGGUAUAAUUUAUCACACUUUCUUAAAGAAGCUCGUGAAUCUCCAGUCAUCUUUGGUUUUAUCAUCAUCGGUCUCUUCUAUUACGGUAUCAUCCAAUGGCAACAGUCCUAAGGUCAAAAUGGAAGGCGGAAUGAUGCUUGAUAAGGUGCUGCCUCAAGAAAUGGUGACAGUAGGGCCAGUGGCUCUCACAUCAUCAAAGAAGUCCAAUUAUGAAAAAAGUCGACAGUUACUUUCGAAUUCAACAACACUUGCUUUGAAUGAAAGAUAUAGACGAUUAAUUCCUUAUAUGACAUUUUACUAUGCAAACGAUUUAAUCGUACCGACUACUGAAAACACAAAGGUGGAAGUAGAAAAGGCAGAAAUAGUGGAAGCUCAAGAAAUAGGACACCCUGUUCAGAGACAGCCAAAGAAUAUUGCUUAUUAUCCGCACAGAAAUAUUCCAAGAUAUCAAGGAAAUAGAUUAACUCAGUACAACAUUGCCUCUGCGAAUCCUACAAAAGUUUUCUACAAAGACGGUGUACAGGUUCAUCGUCCCACUAAAGUCGCUCAGAACCUGAAUCCUUUCUACGAUUAUGUUAAUAAUAACUUUGAUGGCGGAAGAUUUAUACAAAAAUACGUUGUGAAGCCAUUCAACACAGCUCCAGUGCCACAAAGGAAACCCUACAUAAAUUUGUAUAAAAAUGAGGAAACUCCUAAUAUACGCUAUUAUCUGUCUGAAAAAGAACCAGAAACAAAGUAUAAGCUAGUGCCUUAUGAACAAACUCCCCCUGUUGUCGUACCACAGAGAAAUGAAAAUGUACAUGAGGUAAAAAAAACUUACUCACCUGCGCCGGUAAUUAAGGAACAAGUAUUUUUGAAACAUCGAAUCGUUCAUCCAGAAUCGAUUUAUAACCAAAACGUCAAUCAUCAGCUCCCGGUAAGAAAACAGCCAGUGUUGAUUGGAAAUCAAUAUCGCAAGCCACAUCCACAACCUGUAUUGCCUAUUGUUGAGAAUGGUUUUAGGCCCAUAGUCAAUAUACCUUAUACCACUGAGACGCCUAUUUAUACGUCAGAUUUAUCACCAACUUUCGAUUCAAUCCAUAUUAAUGAAAAUCCAAUUGAACAAAUUCAAACUACAUCAACCGCUCCUGAUACAGAGCAUAAGCAAAAAAAAUACGUUGUGGAUCAGCAAGUUCAUAGGCUAACGCAAACACCAACAAAUAUGUUGACAUCAUUGGUAAAAUCCCUCCAAUUAAAUAGAUCUAUUCCUAAGCCUAUAACAAAAGAUAAUGUUGAGUCCUCGAUCCGGACAUUGCUACAAGCCUUAAAUACAUUAAAAGCAGCAACCAAAGACAUCAACGUCGAAGGGCCAAUUUUAAGUACUCCGACGCCAUUCGUGACACCUGCAACUAUUCUUGAAAUAAACAGCUCCCCAGUAGAACAAGAAUACGCAAGACCGCUACCAGUGGCAAAUAAUUAUGAGAACGAAGAUGUUGAAUUUGAAACAUAUCUUGAUCCUGUACAUCCGCCAUCACAACAUUUAGAUGAUUACCCAUUACAUGGGAGUACUAGUCAACAGUUUCCGUUGCCAGUAACAUCUGACGAAGAAGGGGGUACUCCGGGGAGUCCAGGAAUAGAUUACCCUAUACUCACCGCUAUACCACAGACAUCUUUUAACUGCAAGACUCAGCGUUAUAAGGGAUUCUUCGCUGAUACCGAAACUAGAUGCCAGGUAUGGCAUUAUUGUGACCUCAACGGUGGACAGGCUUCUUUUCUGUGCCCAAAUGGCACAAUAUUCUCGCAGGCCGGCCUAACCUGUGACUGGUGGUUCAACGUUCGAUGUGAUUCUGCUACUCAGUUAUACGUACUUAAUGAAAGUCUAUAUAAAUUUAUUUUGCCGCAUCGACCCAAGUUUCCAGAAGAUUAUAGUGGGCCGCUUGUUGAUAAAUACUUGACCCUAAAAUUUAAAGAAAUGGAAGAACAAUUUAAGAAGAAUAAAAACAAACAAAACGCAUCAGAGAAGAUCGAUGCAGACGAAGACGAAAAUUCUAAAGCAUCAGAAGAGGAUACAGACGAUUCGAAAAGUGGCGAUGCAAAUGAUAAAUUAUCAACUGUAAAUACAGCUAGUGUUAUCGUGGAGUCACCAGGUACGAGCGGCAAUGUCGAGCGGCUUCACGAAUAAGAAAAACUGUUGAAUGUCAAAUAUGUAUUUUGUAACUGUAUCCACACAUAUACACAUUGGACCCCUUCGACGAAACAAGGCCUCGCAAUUGAUCGUUCGAUAAAUUCAUAUCCGAAAUUUCCAUCCGUUUAUGUUAUCUCACACAUUAGCUUGAAGAAUAAAAAAUCGUUGCGUGGAUUCAUAAAAAAAAUCUCUAAUAGUACGUAGAACAAUCUGUGAUAGUCGGGAUUACAUAUUAUAAUCGUUUGUCUGUGUAUUUUGAUGUGAGUUGUAUGUUGUAAAAACGUUUUGUAUUAUGUGGAUUUUAAGGGUUCAUAAGCUUGACACUGCCAUGUUUACGACACCUGUCUUUGGGUUAUGCCGGGAAUUAAACUUGCCAUAGUUAGCCAUGUUUAAUUCAGUUUAUUUAUUUUAAGUAAAUUCUAGUUUAAGUUUUUUAAUUAUUGUAAAUUAAAUUUAAAAUUGUAACGAAUUCGUGUUAGUUUGUGUUCUAUAAAGUUUAGGCAUGCUUUAAGAUUGACUAAUACGAAUUAAAUUUUUUAUUGUACGUGAUUUUAUAUUUCCCGCCAUUCCAUUUGUAUUUCCAUAUUAUCGAAAGAGGAAUA